Messenger RNA from Sordaria macrospora k-hell, 426 nucleotides. RefSeq lists its product as uncharacterized. NCBI's taxonomy places the organism in Eukaryota, Fungi, Ascomycota, Sordariomycetes, Sordariales, Sordariaceae. The record is from RefSeq and is a predicted model, not a curated record.
AUGGCAUCCCGCGCAUUAUUCGACCCUCUCACUCUCCUCCGUCUCGCCCCCAUCAUCAGCAGCACCGCCUCCCUAGCACUAGCCUGGGACCAGCACUGGAUGUUACGCAUCUUCACCCUUCCCGAGCUCGAGCGCGACAGCGCUCAAUACCUGCCCAAAUGGUUCUCCGCCUUCUUCCGCGCCGGCUUACCGAGCAUGUUGGCUUUUCUCUCGGUCACCGUGGCGACAGCGACAGUCAAUCUCUGCACUACAGAGAGUCUAUUACUCAAGCAACGGGGUUCUUACUACUGGUAUGUGGCCGGGGCGGCGCUGGCUGCGGGACAUCUGCUUUUGUUCCAGCUGUGGCGCCGAGGAUUCAGGCCAUUGUUGCGGACGAGGGCAAAAAGGGAAGUCGGUGGCAGAGCUGAGGAGGUGGUUGAGGGUUAA